AUGGUACAACUUAAGUGCUCUGCAUGUGAAACAGACGUGAAUGCCUCUGGUGAAUGUAACUGCAAUUACUCUAUUGAGUUUGGAAAUGAAGAGUAUAUGGAGAUGUACAAGAAUAAUUUCACUGAAGUAAUCAAAACUUUUUCAAACUCCAUCGAGAAUGGAACAUCGAGAGAUGAUACAAAUAUAAGUCAUCAGAAUUCUCCCAGACAGCCUUAUACUCUUCCUGUUAGAGUAUUGCUUUGGGGGACUCGAAUAAUGUGGGAUACAAUAAUUGAAAUUGUUGGCCAUGAGCUGAAUUGGCAGCAAAUACUUGAAGACAUUGAAUUGAAUAGAGUACAGUUAGGAUGGCAUUUUUUGGAUUCUGAGGAGCAGGUUGAAGUAUUUGGAAAUUCUUUUGAAGAUUUUGCAUUUAGAGGACCUCCCCCAGCAGCUAGGAGUGCAGUGGACAGUUUAGAGAGACAAACGAUAGAGGAGGAUAGAGACUUCUUGUGUUGUGUAUGUCAGGCUACUUUGUUGGCUGGUGAAAAAUGUGUGAAAAUGCCUUGUAAUCAUGAAUACCAUGAGGGAUGCAUUUUGCAAUGCCUGGCAACUUCUAACUCUUGCCCGGCCUGCAAGUUUGAACUGCCCACUGAUGACCCAGAUUAUGAAGCACGAAAACAAAGGAGAAAUAGAUGA
Messenger RNA from Cryptomeria japonica (Japanese cedar), 675 nucleotides. RefSeq names its product E3 ubiquitin-protein ligase CIP8-like. The coding region runs from base 1 to 675 and encodes 224 amino acids. The record is from RefSeq and is a predicted model, not a curated record. The transcript has 2 exons. Gene Ontology annotation, biological process: protein ubiquitination. NCBI's taxonomy places the organism in Eukaryota, Viridiplantae, Streptophyta, Pinopsida, Cupressales, Cupressaceae. Gene Ontology annotation, cellular component: cytoplasm. Gene Ontology annotation, molecular function: ubiquitin protein ligase activity.